Molecule: messenger RNA, 7718 nt
Organism: Sciurus carolinensis (gray squirrel)
Lineage: Eukaryota; Metazoa; Chordata; Mammalia; Rodentia; Sciuridae
Gene: Slk
Product: STE20 like kinase
Exons: 19
Coding region: 571-4287 (1238 amino acids)
Biological process (GO): protein phosphorylation
Molecular function (GO): protein binding; protein serine/threonine kinase activity; ATP binding
Source: RefSeq, a predicted model, not a curated record
CGGCGCGCGCUCCAGGACGAGGCUGUGUGGGCUCCAGCGGGAGCGAGGCGGCGGCUGUGCCUCAGAGCUGAGGGGACGCGCGGGCCUCGCGCCGCAGGAGCGGACGGCUGUGGAGGAGACUCCGGCCCAGGGCGGGAGAGCUCGGCCUGUCGACUGCCCGCCUCGGAGGCGCCAGCCGCUUCCCUGGCUCGGAGUGGCCGCCGCCCCUGGAGACUCGCCGUGACACGGGCCUCAGUCGCCGCGGCCGCGGGCGUCCAGACCGCUCCGACCCGUCGGGCCCGGGCGGUGGGGACGAGCGUCCGGGCAGGUGCAGCCCCCGAGGGCCGGCGGGGGCGAGGCGACGACCCGCGCGGCUCGCGGCCGGGCUCAGCCGAGCGGCCGCCCGCGCCCCCCCACGGCGGGCCGGAGCCGAGUCCCGCCCCGCCUUCUUGGGAGCGCCCGGCCCCAGCAGCCCGAGACCCCGCGCCCGCCGCCGCCCGCCGGGCUCGCGCGGGAGAGCAGGGAGGAGAAACUUUGCCUUUUAUUGUUGUUUCUAGUCCUUAAGUGCAAGGAACUCUGUUGGGAGGAAAAAUGUCCUUCUUCAAUUUCCGUAAGAUCUUCAAGUUGGGGAGCGAGAAGAAGAAGAAGCAGUACGAACAUGUUAAGAGGGACCUGAACCCCGAGGAGUUUUGGGAAAUUAUAGGCGAACUGGGCGACGGAGCCUUUGGGAAAGUGUACAAGGCACAGAAUAAAGAGACCAAUGUUUUAGCGGCUGCAAAGGUGAUUGACACCAAAUCUGAAGAAGAACUUGAAGAUUAUAUGGUUGAAAUUGAUAUAUUAGCAUCUUGUGAUCACCCAAACAUAGUCAAGCUUCUAGAUGCUUUCUAUUAUGAAAACAAUCUUUGGAUCCUCAUUGAAUUUUGUGCAGGUGGAGCAGUAGAUGCUGUGAUGCUUGAACUUGAGAGACCAUUAACUGAAUCCCAAAUACAAGUAGUUUGUAAGCAGACUUUAGAGGCAUUGAACUACUUACAUGAUAAUAAAAUCAUCCAUAGAGAUCUAAAAGCUGGCAACAUUCUUUUUACCUUAGAUGGAGAUAUUAAAUUGGCGGAUUUUGGAGUAUCAGCUAAAAACACAAGGACAAUUCAAAGAAGGGAUUCUUUUAUUGGCACACCAUAUUGGAUGGCUCCUGAAGUAGUCAUGUGUGAGACGUCGAAGGACAGGCCCUAUGACUACAAAGCUGAUGUUUGGUCCCUGGGUAUCACUUUAAUAGAAAUGGCUGAGAUAGAACCACCUCAUCAUGAAUUAAAUCCAAUGCGAGUGCUGCUAAAAAUAGCAAAAUCUGAACCUCCUACAUUAGCACAGCCAUCACGAUGGUCUUCAAAUUUUAAGGAUUUUCUAAAGAAAUGCUUGGAAAAGAAUGUGGAUGCCAGGUGGACUACAUCUCAACUACUGCAGCAUCCCUUUGUUACUGUUGAUUCCAACAAACCAAUCCGAGAAUUGAUAGCAGAGGCAAAGGCUGAAGUAACAGAAGAAGUUGAAGAUGGCAAAGAGGAAGAUGAUGAUGAGGAAACAGAAAAUUCUCUGCCAAUACCUGCAAGUAAGCGUGCCUCCUCUGACCUUAGUAUUGCCAGUUCAGAAGAAGAUAAACUUUCACAAAAUGCUUGCAUUUUGGAGUCUGUCUCAGAAAAAACAGAACGCAUUUCUUCUGGGGAUAAUUUUAGCAGCAAAGUUCUUAAUGAAAAACCCAUUACUGAUGAACCUGAAAACGCUGUGGAGGGUACUAAUGAGGAUACAGAUGAUGCUCAUUUAGAAGCUGUGUCUGAAUACCAUGAUAGACCAACAGUAAUCCAGGAGAAUGGGAGAGAGGAGAAGAGACUCAAGCUUGAAAAUCUGCCUGACACAGAAGACCAUGAAACUGUGGGCAUUAAUUCAGUCAAUGAAGGAGAAGAGAAUAAUGUAACAAUAACUGUAGAAACAAAUAAUAAACAUAAUUUGCAACCUGAGGAAGAAAAGGAUCAGGAUAAGCAACAGACACUUGAAAAUAAACUUAUAAAAUCUGAAGAAAUGAGAGAUUCUACUAUUCAGACAGUUGAUUUAGUUUCUCAGGAGACUGGAGAAAAAGAGGCAGAUAUUCAGGCAGUUGACAAUGAAGUUGGGCUUACAAAGGAAGAUACCCUAGAGAAAUUGGAAAAAGGUGACAGAACUCAAAAAGAUAUGAUCAAUGAUAGAAGCAAUGUGGUAGGGACAAAUGAGGCAAUAGAUGUUGCUGAGAAGGCAGUUGAAAACAAUAUUGGGGAUGCUCAGACUAAUGAUGGGAAAGAAGUGGUUGAAGUAGCUCCAAAAUUAAUAAGUAAGCCCAUGGAAGAUCCUGAGGUUUGUGGUACUAAGGAAGUUCUUCCUACUAAAGAAAUAGUUGAGACUAAAAAGAUAGAUGAAAGAUCUGUAGAAGUUAAAAGUGAAGAACAACUAAUCACCCAUUCAGAGAACAUGCUGGAGACCAGUGGAGAACUAGGAACAAAUGAAGUUGAGGAAGUUACUGAGUUAAGUGGCACUGAAGAAAUAGAGGUCAGAAGUGCAGUGAUUGAUACUGAACAAAAGGCUAUAGGAAGUGAAACGCAGGAAGCCACUGCUCAGAUAGAUACAGAGAAGAAAGAAAUUCCAUGUGAAGUGCCAAUUAAAAUAGAACCUCAAGUUCCUGCAACUUCACAACCCAGUGAACCUCAGCCUGUUUCAAUACCCAGUAUUAAUAUCAACUCUGAAGAAAAUAAAGGAGAAAUAGGUGCUUUAUCAAAAACUGAAAACAUACUGCUACCAGAAUCUGAGAAUCAGAAAGAAAAUGAUACUGAUUCAGGCACUGGUUCCACUGCUGAUAAUAGCAGCAUUGACUUGAAUUUAUCCAUCUCUAGCUUCCUAAGUAAAACUAAAGACAGUGGGUCAAUAUCUUUACAAGAAACAAGAAGACAAAAGAAAACAUUGAAGAAAACACGCAAAUUUAUUGUCGAUGGUGUAGAAGUAAGUGUAACAACAUCAAAGAUAGUUACAGACAGUGACUCCAAAACUGAGGAAUUGAGGUUUCUCAGACGUCAGGAACUUCGAGAAUUAAGAUUUCUUCAGAAAGAAGAGCAAAGAGCCCAACAGCAACUCAAUAGCAAACUGCAGCAACAACGAGAACAAAUUUUCCGACGCUUUGAGCAAGAAAUGAUGAGUAAAAAGCGACAAUAUGAUCAGGAAAUUGAGAAUCUAGAAAAGCAGCAGAAACAGACUAUUGAACGACUAGAACAGGAGCACACAAAUCGCCUGCGAGAUGAAGCCAAACGCAUUAAAGGAGAACAAGAAAAAGAACUGUCCAAAUUUCAGAAUAUGCUAAAGAACCGAAAGAAGGAGGUUAUAAAUGAAGUGGAGAAAGCACCCAAAGAGCUGAGAAAAGAGCUCAUGAAACGCAGGAAAGAGGAGCUUGCCCAAAGCCAGCAUGCUCAGGAACAAGAAUUUGUUCAGAAGCAACAACAAGAAUUAGAUGGCUCCUUGAAAAAGAUCAUCCAACAGCAGAAGGCAGAGUUGGCUAAUAUUGAGAGAGAGUGCCUGAAUAACAAACAGCAGCUCAUGAGAGCUCGAGAAGCUGCGAUUUGGGAGCUUGAAGAACGGCACUUACAAGAAAAACACCAGCUGCUCAAACAGCAACUUAAAGAUCAGUAUUUCAUGCAAAGACAUCAGCUACUGAAGCGCCAUGAAAAGGAAACAGAACAAAUGCAGCGUUACAACCAACGACUUAUUGAGGAAUUGAAAAACAGACAGACUCAAGAAAGAGCAAGGCUGCCCAAGAUUCAGCGUAGUGAAGCCAAGACUCGAAUGGCCAUGUUUAAGAAGAGUUUGAGAAUUAACUCAACGGCCACACCAGACCAGGACCGAGACAAAAUUAAACAGUUUGCUGCACAGGAAGAAAAGAGGCAGAAAAAUGAGAGAAUGGCUCAACAUCAAAAACAUGAAAAUCAAAUGCGGGAUCUUCAAUUGCAGUGUGAAGCCAACGUCCGAGAAUUGCACCAACUGCAGAAUGAAAAAUGCCACCUAUUGGUUGAGCAUGAGACUCAGAAACUCAAAGAGUUAGAUGAAGAACAUAGCCAAGAAUUAAAGGAAUGGAGAGAGAAACUGAGGCCUAGGAAAAAGACACUGGAAGAAGAGUUUGCCAGGAAACUGCAGGAACAGGAAGUGUUCUUUAAAAUGACUGGGGAGUCAGAAUGCCUUAACCCAUCAACACAGAGCCGGAUUUCCAAGUUCUAUCCUAUUCCUAGCUUACAUUCCACUGGAUCAUAACAAUGGGAAGCAUUCUGUGGUUGGGUUUGGCUUUUUAAAUAUGUCACUCUUUUCUCUUCAUCUUCUGUCACAGUCUAUAUCAAAUAGCUCAUGAAGACAAUCACCUGCCUCACCUCCUAGGUGGUUUAUGUUGUUGUUGUUUGCUUGCUUUUUUAAAGCAAAGAUGAAGGGAAAACGAACUAAGACAGAUGCUAGGCCAUGUUGGCAAAGUAGCAUCUUGCAGUAAUUCCCUAAGGUGAUUUUGUAUAUCCCUAAAAUAUUGUAUUCUUUAGACACUGUUACCGAAAAACUGUUAGAGAAAUAAUGUUUAAAGUUAUUAAUAAAACUGUUACAUCACAAGUAUUAAUAAAUACCUUUUUACCUGACCUAUCUUCUCAGUGAUGCCUGCAUUGUAUAGUUGAAACUCUACUGUAGAGAGUUGGAAUAAUUUUCUUUUGACGAAUCAGCUCUUAUGAAAAAGCUACAAGUUACUCAAAAUUUGCUGUUGACUUAGUAAAUAAAUAUAUUUCAUCAUCAAACAUAAACAAACUUUAAAAAAUUCUUUGAAUAAAUUGCCUAUUUAGGUGGGAGCUAAUAAUUGAGGUGCUAGUUUUAUUAAGAUAGUGCCUAAAACACUAAAUUUCAAUCACUGAAAAAAUCUUUUUGAUCAACAGGGGCAAAACACCCUUAGCACUGAAUGUUAUCAUUUAAAAAAUCUUGCUCCUAUUACCAUUUAAUAGAAAUUUUAUCCUAAAAUAUAUGUUGUACAAAGUAUGGAAAGAUGAAAAAAGGUAGCUGUUAAAUAUACAAAUUGGAAAUAUAAAAGUACAUUAAAAAUACAGAUUUAGUUGUCCUAGUUUAUUUCCAAAAAUGAAACAUGAGCUGGUUAAAUGCUCUACAUCUUAGCAAAUUCUGUUCUUUAAAACUUAGAGGCCUGUAGGCUCUGGGUUGUAUUUAUAAAUAUAUUUUCUGAAAUUAAUUUUAAAAGAAUUUGUUCAGAAUAAUUUUUUAAAAAGGAUUUGUGUUAAAUAUUUAGGCACACAUCAGAAAUUACUUUUUGUUGUUUUGAAAUGAGGUUACUUACAUUUGGUUUUAUUUUGUUCCACGUUUAAAUUACUUACUUUGAGUGGGAAAAGCCCCUCUAUCGUGGUUGCUGGUAUGUAUAAUUAUUAAUGAAAUGUGCACUCUGUCCCUUUUGAGGCCUAGGAUUUCAACCAUGUGUCGGAUCAAACAGUGUUAUGAACUGUCCUCUGGUGCGUGAGAUAUCACAUUUGUAAAUGAUGCUCUCUGCCUGCCAUUUGCAGCCUAUUCUCUUUUAAGAGUGCUAGGUACCAAAUUGUAAACAUUUCAGUUUUCAGUUAUACUACUUUUGAGGCUGGAGAAACAUUUAAAUGUAACAUUGUAGGAACACUGAUUUGUAUCAAGAAAAUGUAAAUGUCUGUAGCACUUUCUUGCAGUUAAAUUGAAAACUUUGGAUGCUGAACUUUAUUUUAUCAGUGGUUUAUAUGAUUUAAAAAUGCAUGUGGAAUUUUAAUUUUAUAAUUGUUUUGACAGACAUAAUUUACUUGGACAAACUUCAUAGGUAGCCUUAACUUCUGGUCAAGUUUGUUUUUUUUAUAUAAAUAAAUAAAUAUAUAUAUAUACACACACAUAUACACAUAUAUUAUGUAUGGUUGUAAAUUCAUAUGCUUAUAUGAAUGUGUUACUGUAUACAAAACUUAAUGCUUUAGUCUCAAGUUGGGUUGAAAACUUUUGAAAGCCUUUAAAAAUAUAUCUUUAUAAAGUAAUAUUCAGGAUGAUGAUGGAAAUUGUUUAUAUUGUUAUGAUAAAAAUAGUGGUAUAAUGUUGCCCAGUGUAUUUAAUGAUUUUUGUGAAAUGAGAGAGGGAAGAAAAGCUCUUAUACCACUUUUCUCCUUUGAAAUUUUCAGUUUAUUGACUUUUUACAAAGAAAUACUUCAGGCAAUGGACAUUUUUUCAGUAUCAUUUAAAUAAUUUCAGAUCUCAUUUGGUCUGGAUAUUUGAGUCUUUCUAUUCCUUUCACCUUGACAUUCGUAGUAUUGAAUCCAGAGAGAGGCUCAGAGUAGAGCUGGGUUUUCCCAGUUCUUCUUUAUCCUCAGCUCUUCAUCUCCCUUAAACCUGCUCUUUGGACUCAUACUGAGUUCUCUUUCAUACAUGACCAUCUUUGUGUGGGUGCAGGACUAUACAGUGAUACAUAUGUAGAGAGGAAACAUUCAUUUUAAUACUUCAGGUUAUAGAAAUCUUUACAAAGUGUUUUGUUAUGAUAUUUGUACCCACACCUGCCCACUUUCUGUUAAGGCCUUAAAUAGAUUUUAGUGAUCCAUCUUUCUUGUAUGAAGUGUAGAGGAGUGGGUGAGGGGCACAGACUUUUUUGAAAUCAGAGUACAGUCAAAUCCAUCUCUGACAUGUUUUGUUGCUGAGGUAGAAUGUGCUAUGAAGUGCAUAAAAACAACUCUCCACAUGUGCAUCCUGAACAGUCACCCCCCCCCCCCCCCCCGGGUCAAUGCACACUGUGGACAUACCACACCUCCACACUUCUGCAGGUCCAGCUCCUGCAGUGUGGGGCAUUGGACUGCUUUUCUUAGUCCUGUCAGUCCAUAGGCUAUGGAUUGCUGAAUUAGCUGCUAUUCUAGAUGGAGUCACAUUAAGCUUUUUCUUACUCUUUCUGUGGGGAAACUCUAGGGUGGGUAAGAAGGAAAUUUAGAGUGCUUUUACUUUUUUGAAAAUAUUGGAAUCCUCCUAUGACAGGAUACAGCAAAUUGUAAUUAAAUAUAAACCAGAACCAGAGCUACCUCUAAGUAGUGUUUCCUUAAGCACAAAGCUCUCAGGCAUAUGAGACCCUCUUUAUUUGAGGGACUCUGAUUUCUUGAGCAUCAGCAAGUUUCAGAAGUGACUGUUUUUUGUAUUCUUCCAGUUCUUUUGUACCUACACACUUUUUCCCAUUCCACACUGCUCACAUGACAAAGACUCUUCUAAGAAGCCAAAUUCGGUUAAAUUAUUAGCUAGGGAUAUUGUUGACUAAAGCAGAACCUAGAACUCCAGUGCAAAGAAGAGAGUUCAGUUCUAAUUGUCUUCUGAUUAAGUAAAUCACUUCUUUUCUGGGAAAUGAUCUUUUGUAGGAAAUGGGAUGGUAUUUUAAAUGCUUUUCUUACGUUGAAGGUGCAACAGUUAAUGCCUCUAUUGUUGCUAUACUGUGGCUGACAUGGUUUUGAUAACGCUUUAGAAUUUCUGCUGCAAGGCUUGGAAUAGAGUGUUUUAUCAAUUUUAAAUGUUGGCUGCAGCUUUCUUUCUGUGAUCUUUUGCAGUGUAAUAAGUUCACAAGCUGAAUUUCCAGAAAGAAUUUUUAGAUUAUGCCUCUUAUCUAUUCGGGAUCAACAUGUCUUUUCAAUCAAUCAUGGAUUGACAAAUGAAAAAUAAAGUUAUUUCUUAAUCUA